Molecule: messenger RNA, 3874 nt
Organism: Seriola aureovittata
Lineage: Eukaryota; Metazoa; Chordata; Actinopteri; Carangiformes; Carangidae
Gene: enpp5
Product: ectonucleotide pyrophosphatase/phosphodiesterase 5
Exons: 4
Coding region: 295-1755 (486 amino acids)
Source: RefSeq, a predicted model, not a curated record
AUUACGUCAUUGGGACCUGUGCACUUGUCGCUCGCGGAGAAUUUGGGGGAUGCAGCUCUUCAUGAGGCGAAGAAUGCACUUGCAAGAAACACCGGGCACCCUUUCGACUUCGUAUGGUCUGGUUUGGUUUCGUGUCAGUAAAUAAAAGCGACAGAGAGGUGAAAACACACGGGGUUAAUAAACAGGCCGCGCUUCCUUCUGUUUAUCUCGGUGUGCAGCGCGAGGCGAGCCGGUGCAGGAUCAGAUAACGAGUGUUUAUGUGUGUCUUUAGGUUGUGUCAUCACUCACUGCACUAUGCUGGGCUGCAUGCUGCGAGGAGGCUGCAGUCCUCUGGUCUGCUUGUGGGCCUUGCUGCUGCCUCUGGUCUCCCUCCAUCGCUUGAACCAGCCUGGGAGCAGGAGCCACAGUGUGAGGGACCGGCCCAAGCUGCUGCUCGUGUCCUUCGACGGCUUCCGCUGGGACUACGUUGACCGGGUCCCGACGCCUAACUUUCACAGCCUUAUGGAUGAGGGGGUGACAGUGGAGCAGGUGGAGAACGCUUACAUCACCAAAACCUUCCCCAACCACUACAGCUUGGUGACGGGUCUGUACGCGGAGACGCACGGCAUUGUGGCCAAUGAGAUGUACGACCCCACUCUGAACCGGUCCUUCUCCAUGGAGACGGACAGUAUUUAUGAGUCACGGUGGUGGGAGGAGGCAGUGCCUCUCUGGGUGACCAUCCAGAAAGCUGGAGGGCGGAGUGGGGCUGCAAUGUGGCCCGGGUCUGAUGUGAAGAUCCAUGGCAUGUUCCCCUCUCAGUUCCUCCAGUACAACGCCUCAGUCUCCUUUGAAACCAGAGUGGAGCGGAUUGUUGAGUGGUUCUCCGCACCUAAAGAGGAAUCGGUGGAUUUUGGAGUUCUGUACUGGGAGGAGCCCGAUGAGAGCGGGCACAACCUGGGACCUCAGAGUUCCCUCAUGGACGUAGUCAUUGCCGGGAUUGAUGAGAAGCUCGGCUUCCUCAUCAACGAGCUAAAGAAGGCCGGGCUGUAUGAGCAAGUGAACCUGAUAGUGACCAGUGACCACGGGAUGACGCAGCUUUUCACUGAUAAUAUCAUAGAACUGGACGAGUACGUCAGCAGAGACCUGUACACCUGGGUGGAUAAGAGUCCAGUGGUGGGAAUACUGCCCAAAGAAGGGAAGCUUGACGAGGUGUAUAGUCAGCUGGUGGAUGCAAACCCAAACAUGGUGGUGUACAAGAAGGAAGAAAUUCCCAACCACUUCCAUUAUCAGCACAACGUCAGGAUCAUGCCCAUCAUCAUAGAGGCCAAGGAGGGCUGGACCGUCAUGCAGAACAGGACCGGGCCCUUCAUGUUGGGAAACCACGGCUACGACAACACCUUACGGAGCAUGCAGCCUGUGUUCGUGGCCCGUGGGCCAGCCUUUCGCCAGAAUUAUGUGAAAACCUCCAUGCGCUCUGUCGAUCUUUACCCUCUCAUGUGCCACAUCCUGUCCAUCCGCCCUCUGCCAAACAACGGCUCCCUCUUAAACGUUCAGGACCUGCUGUUCCCAGAGCUAGCUGCACCCACACCCAGCGCCCCUCCCAGGGUCAAGGAGUACUCCUACACCCCCGUCGUGGGCUCUUUCAUCAGCGUGGUCAUGGUGCUCAGCUUUCUGGUGUUCUACGUCGGACAAGUGACGCUCAAACAGCUGCCCUCACUAAAACACAGAAGCAGGGAGAUGUCGCAGCCCUUACUGCAAGAGGACUUGCACCUGUAGGUAGGAAGAAACGGAAAGGAUGGCAGAUAUAAAAGAAGAGGAGGUAUUGCUCCCCAAGGUAGUCCGCUCUGUCCAGAAACACGCUCUGCACGCCUCCCUUACACCAGUAAUCGCCAUUGUGCUGCUCUUUCAUUAGGUGGAGAUCAAGAGAAUCUAAUCUGACCUGGUCAUCAUGAGCAGGACAAGGUGCACCUCUAUACAAGUGUGAGGGAAAUGUGUAUGGUUCACUUCUGGUGCAGGCUUAAUCAAGAUAAUAAUAGGGCGUUAUAGUGGCUUUGCUUUGAUUGUGAAUUUUACCUAAUAUCAUGUCAUCAUUUUCAUUGUCACUUACAGAGUAAAAAAAAUUCAAAGCUAAGUGUAGAAUUUUAACCUGUGAUCCUCACAAGUACGAACCUUUGGUGGCCAAAACUGUGACUUUGAUAAUAUUAAGGUGCCAGUAUGCUUAAGAAGAAUGAAUUUGUCUGAAGGUUAAAGUGUUUGUAGCUGUGAGGAACAGCUACACCCAGAGGCAGGGUGAAGAACUUGCCAUCGUAGAAAAGGUUGGAAGCAAUAAUUUUUCUUUUUAAAAAUGGGGAUAAGUGCGCACACUUUUAGACAAUCUUUUCCUGAUGGCAUUCAUAGUGUUGCACUCAUUUGUGCGUAGGAAAAAAAAAAAGAGAAGAGAGAAGCUGAAAUCCUGCCUAUCUUUUGUGACCUGGCCAGUGGCUGCGGGAAGUGGGCGCGAUUAUGGGAUUGUUGGUUUUGGAGAGUUACAGGAAUUGUCAGACACAGCAGAACCCACUUCUUUUGAAGUAUACUGGCACCUUCACUUCAGGCAGUAGAUUUGGUUAUUUCCACAUUUUCAAAUCUAUGCAAAGCAGAUUUGUAUGUUGUGAGCUUAAGACGGAUCAAGGCCUUGUCGGAUUCUUUUUUUGCCACCAAUUGCUCUACUUGAGGUCUGAGCACUGAAUUAGAAGUUACUUUACGAUACAAAUGCUGUGAUUAAGCUGAAGUAUUCAAAACUCAACUACUUUGAGGAGAUCGACUGAGCUCGGUGUUACUUUUUGAAUGUUACUUGGAAGCAAAUGUUCCACUAAAGACUCACUCAAUGUGCCAGGCUUCUGCUCAUGUGUGUAGGUCAUUCCAUGAGCCGAUCACAUCACGACCUUGCUCUUCAGUAGUCAGUUACCAUUUGCCUUUUAACUUAACAGAGAACAUCUCUCUAAGGUGUGCAAUCGUUCGUGUGUAAGUUGGUCUAUCCUUCUUUUUUUUUUUUUGUAGCAUUUGUGUUGGGAAGGCAUUUUUCUGUAUAGAUGGCUGUGAACUGCCCUCCUCUUCACAUGUUGACCCGUCAUAACCAUGGCCAUUUGUUGGUGAAAUGUGAAGUGCAAUUGCUAUUGGUCAGUAUUUCGUCGUAGGGAAUUUAAGGGUUUUGUUGUUGCUUGGUUGAGAAGACUAUUUCGGCAUGACUUGCAAGAACUGUUCCCCUGAUUUGCACUAUAGGAUUGAAACGAAACAGAACGAAGGGGCAGUAGUUGGAUGCUUUUUUGGUCAUGUAUAAUUUGCACUUCCUGUUCGUAGUUGCUAUUUGAAAUGAUAAAAAAAAAAAAAGUUAGGUGCCUCUUGCCAAAAAGCUUUUUGAUUAGCAUAAUCAAAGAAAGUCAAGUAGAAAUCCAAAUCUGCCAGUAAAUUAUUCUAAUAUUUUUUCAGCAUCUUUUAAGAAAGAAAUGCUUCAGUUUUCUUAGUAUGCUUUUAGAUGCAUUGACUUAUAUCUGUGCCCAAAAAAUGACAGACAUCACUGUGAGUAUUUACUUUUUACAAAAUUUAAAUUCAUAAAUUGAAAGCAUUUAUAUGGAAAUUGUUAAUUUUCUGAAAAUUGUUUUGUUUUAUGAAAGAAAAGUGUUGUCUGAUAAUUUUUCCCCUGACUUGACAGAGAAAUUAAGAAAUAUCCAAACUAUAUUUAAAUAAUUCAUCUGAAAUUGUUAGAAAAAGAAUAAAUAUUAGAUCAGAUUUCUCUCUGUUGAUUAUUACCUUGGAUUUGAAAUAUGGAUAUUUAAUAUGAUUUACAGAUUAACUAUCUGUGCCAUGUUGAUGCAAUUAAAGAGUCUUCUGAAAAUAAAGGGACUUAUGUGAAACUGAA